Messenger RNA from Planococcus citri (citrus mealybug), 1264 nucleotides. Its product is annotated as voltage-dependent anion-selective channel-like. Gene Ontology annotation, cellular component: mitochondrial outer membrane. The coding region runs from base 154 to 1062 and encodes 302 amino acids. Gene Ontology annotation, biological process: monoatomic anion transmembrane transport. The transcript is spliced from 7 exons. The record is from RefSeq and is a predicted model, not a curated record. Gene Ontology annotation, molecular function: voltage-gated monoatomic anion channel activity. NCBI's taxonomy places the organism in Eukaryota, Metazoa, Arthropoda, Insecta, Hemiptera, Pseudococcidae.
AGCUCAACUUCGAUUUGUAGAAUAAUCGAGCGUUAGAUAUAAUUUUUAUCACUUCAUUCCGACCAAGUUUUGAUGGAAAAAAUGGUGUAACAUAUUCUGUCUGCAGUCUUGUGCUUUUUACUCAUUUUUAAUUACGUUUUCGAAUCAAUCAACAUGUCAUCUAACGUAAUAUUGCCGCCGCCAUUCUACGACGAUUUGGGUAAAAGCGCAAAAGAUUUGUUCAGCAAAGGAUACAAUUAUGAUACAGUGAAAUUGAACGUGACAACCAAAGUUCCCACCGGCGCCAAAUUUGAAUUCGGCGGAACUUCUUACAUCGAUUCCGGCAAAGUUCUUGGAACUUUUCAGGCUACACAUAGGACACCAAAAUACGGUAUCAAUAAUACCUCAAGAUGGGAGACAAAUAAUAUGAUGAGAAAUGAAACAUCGUGCGAUUUACUCAAAGGUGCUAAAUUCUCCAUCGAAAAUACUUACUCCCUUAUUCAGACUUCUUACGAUAAAACUUGGAAAUUAAGAGCACAAUACGGAAACAAUUAUCUAGCCCUCCGCACUGAUGCUGAUUUUAAAACCUCUACGGGCUAUACGCCUCUUAUUUCGAGUUCUGGAAUUUUGCAGUAUGGCGGUUACUUCCUUGGUCUUCAGUCAAAGUUCGAUACGAAGGAUUCCAAACUGAAGAGCCUCAACAUGGGUGUGGGAUACAAUUCUAAAGAAUUCGCUAUUCAUGGCAAAAUGAGCGAUCAAGAAUUAUACAACUGUCACAUUUAUCAUCAAGUGAAUCCUUUCCUCGAAACUGGUGUUGAAUUUUCAUGCUCGAAGGAAAACAACGAUCCUAAAUUUGGAAUCUGUUGUAAAUACACUUGGGAUCGUGACACUGCUGUUCGAGCUAAAGUGAAUAAUUCUAGUCAAAUUGGUCUCAGUUUCGCCCAUAAACUUAGGGAUGGUAUUACUAUCACGUUAUCGGCUUUGAUCAAUGGCAAAAAUUUCAAUCAAGGUGGACAUAAAAUAGGUUUAGGUAUUGAAUUCGAGCCAUAUUGCUCACACGCGUCGUCGUGUUUCGUUAAAUAACAUUCUAUGUAGGUAUACUUUGUAAAGGAAAGAGUUGCAAUUCUGUUCUGGUUUACAGGGAUUGUAAGCAGUGCAUUUUCACGACAUAUUUAUCUAUAGAUACGUAUUGUUUCCAAUCUUAUUUAAUAAGUACUUUUUGUAUUUUGUGUACUAUGUUUGCUUAACGUUCCAGUUACUUUAAUAAUAUAAGUUGUAUGAUUCA